AAUUAUGGAUUAAGAGCCUCAGUACAAUUAAUAGCUAAUAAUCAUAUGACACGUGGAUAUCGUUGAAUUAAAGUAAACUUUCUCUUCUUCUUAUUUAUUACGAUUGAUAUAUACUGAUCUCUUGUCUUCUUCACUCUCCAACGGUUCUGUACUAUCUUCAGAGCUUCGAGAAUGUCGAUGUUAAUGGCGGCCAAAUCCACUUCACUCUUUAGCUCAAACCCUACAAUUUCAGCUAAAAUAGGGCAAAACCCUCGCGGCGUCAGAUCGGUUUAUCCGACGGUGAGAAUGCAGUCACGUGUUCACCGUCUGAUUGAAGAGCAAGGUGCUGUGCUUAUUCCCGGAGUCUACGACGCAUUAUCUGCGGCUAUUGUGCAGCAGACCGGAUUCUCCGCCGCAUUAAUCUCCGGUUACGCCCUCUCCGCCGUAACUUUGGGAAAACCAGAUUUCGGUUUGAUAACACCUCCGGAGAUGGCAGCAACGGCGAGAUCAGUGUGUGCUGCGGCUCCAAAGAUUCCAAUCAUUGCAGAUGCAGAUACUGGUGGAGGAAAUGCUCUCAAUGUUCAAAGAACCGUCAAGGACUUAAUCGCAGCAGGUGCUGCUGGUUGCUUCCUUGAGGACCAGGCAUGGCCAAAGAGGUGUGGACAUAUGCGUGGCAAAGAGGUCAUACCUGCGGAGGAACACGCUGCUAAAAUAGCAUCAGCAAGAGACGCUAUUGGAGAUGCUGACUUUUUUCUAAUCGCUAGGACUGAUGCUCGUGCACUUUCCGCAAAAACAGGACUUUCAGACGCCAUUGACCGUGCUAAUCUUUAUAUGGAGGCAGGAGCUGAUGCUUCCUUUGUUGAGGCACCGAGGGACGAUGACGAGCUUAAGGAAAUCGGAAGGCGCACAAAAGGUUACAGACUGUGUAACAUGCUUGAAGGUGGACGCACGCCAUUGCAUACGCCUGAUGAGCUUAAAGAAAUGGGUUUUCACUUGAUCGCACACCCACUUACCUCGCUCUAUGCGUCGACUCGAGCUCUUGUCGAUGUUCUUAAGAUUCUCAAGGAGAAAGGAACCACCAAAGACCACUUAGAAAAGAUGAUAACUUUCGAAGAGUUUAACCGUUUGGUGAACUUGGAUUCAUGGUAUGAGCUCGAAACCAAGUACUCUAACCUCAGAAACGCUCUAGGGGAAACAAAAUAAUGAGAUUCUGAUUACUCUGUCCACAAUCGAAGCUCUUGCAAUGUAUCAUCAAUAAUGUUAUCUUCUUUUUUCACUUGUUUGUAUCAAUAUUCAAUAAUUGUGUGUUUUGACAUGUAAAAACUCAAAAAAAGUUCUAAUUUAUUUGGAAAGCUUGUUCUUGCUGCUUCUCCCACAAACCAGAGAAUCAAUGUCUCUAGCAAUGUUCCGAGCAUCUCUUGAAAUACCAGCCAAGCCUUGUUUCCC
Molecule: messenger RNA, 1425 nt
Organism: Arabidopsis thaliana (thale cress)
Lineage: Eukaryota; Viridiplantae; Streptophyta; Magnoliopsida; Brassicales; Brassicaceae
Product: Phosphoenolpyruvate carboxylase family protein
Exons: 7
Coding region: 172-1182 (336 amino acids)
Molecular function (GO): isocitrate lyase activity; catalytic activity; oxo-acid-lyase activity
Source: RefSeq, marked reviewed